This is a messenger RNA of Lacerta agilis (Sand lizard), 1465 nucleotides long. It is a transcript of the gene LGALS8, whose product is annotated as galectin 8. NCBI's taxonomy places the organism in Eukaryota, Metazoa, Chordata, Lepidosauria, Squamata, Lacertidae. Gene Ontology annotation, molecular function: carbohydrate binding. The coding region runs from base 211 to 1164 and encodes 317 amino acids. The record is from RefSeq and is a predicted model, not a curated record. The transcript is spliced from 10 exons.
AUGCUGGUGUAUGUGAUCCAGGAAAUAGAAGAACUCAGAGGAACCAUUUUAAACAGUGCGAGGAGUUUCAAUGGCGUGAACAACAUCAAGAGCCGAGCGCUUCCGAUGGAUACGAGUUUAUAAAGUUUCAGGAGCUGUUUAUUGCCAUUCAAGACCCACACAGUGGGUCCUACAGAGCCUGAAGACUUCCUUAGAGUAGAGGACGGAAAAAUGAUGUCCCUGGACAAUUUUCAAAGGACAGUCCAGAACCCGAGUAUUCCAUAUGCACGGACUAUAAUUGGGGGUCUUUUGCCUGGAGGGCUUGUGGUCAUACGUGGUUCCGUCCCAGAAGGUGCAGAAAGGUUCCAGAUAGACUUCCAGUGUGGCAAUAGCACAAAACCUCGGGCUGAUGUGGCCUUUCAUUUCAACCCCCGCUUCAAAAAAUCUGGUUGCGUUGUUUGCAAUACCCUACAGAAUGAAAGAUGGGGCUGGGAAGAGAUAACUCACGCAAUGCCUUUUGGGAAAGGAGAGCCAUUUGAGAUUGUUUUUAUGGUUCUGCAUGAUAAAUUCCAGGUAUCUGUAAAUGGAAAGCACUUGUUGAUCUACAAGCAUAGGCUUAACCUUGAAAAAAUAGAUACAAUUGGAAUAUAUGGAAACGUGCAAGUCAGUAGGAUAGGAUUUGUGUCAAAUAAGUCUUUGCAGGGCUCUCAGCCAUCCUUGCUAGGGGCAACAAAGACAAACGCAGGAAAUCAGGAAGAAGUCCCUGAUGCGUCACAGUUUGUAGUUCCUUACAUUGCACGACUUCAUUCUCCUCUUGAGCCUGGGCGAACAAUCGUCGUAAAAGGAGAAGUCAAUGAAAAAGCAAAUAGCUUUGCCAUUAACCUUAAGGCCAGUGACUCAAAUGACAUUGCUCUGCAUCUGAAUCCCCGAAUAAGAGAGAAAGCUUUUGUGAGAAAUUCCUACCUAGACAGCAGCUGGGGAGAAGAAGAAAAGCAGAUCCCUCAUUUUCCUUUCAGUCCAGGAAUGUACUUUGAGUUGAUAAUACUCUGCAAGGCCCAUGAGUACAACAUUGCAAUCAACGGUGUGCACGCCAUAGAGUACAAACACCGGUUCAAACAACUUGGAAAGAUCAGCAUCCUGGAAAUCCAUGGGGACCUUCGACUGCUGGAUGUGAGGAGCUGGUAACCGUGAUGCAGUACGUGUGUGUUACUUUCAAAGUGAUUUUAGAAAGGUCUCCUUGAAUCCCUUCCUCUAAUCUUGAGGACAUUGAGCAGCAUUAAACUUGAUCCAUCUACCGCAGCAAAAAUAUAUAUACUGGAUGCAGAUUGCUUACAAAAACCUUUCUGUAUUUGUCCAUGGAAAUCAACUGACAUAUCUAAAAACUAACCAUAGCUUGCAGAAUAAACAUACUGUUGAUUCACAGUGUAAUACUAAGUUAUAAAUAGUUACCAGCUGUUGCUACUAAAAUUGUGUAUGCUAAAUUCAA